CCCUUCCCCUCUACGCAUCAUCCCACCCACAGCUCCAUCACACCACGACCAAACUUGAAGGAUAUGUCCCAGCUGAGCAGUCCAAGUACGGUGAGGAGUGUGACUGUCACGAAAAUAUCCGCUGUCCUGGUCUCAUUGUAUACCAGAGACGAGAUCAUCGAUAAGUCAUCUGAGCACUUCCGCAAGAGCACCGCCGAGGAACCUUGUAUUCAAACUGACAUUGACCCAUCGAAACUUGGACCAAGCCUGAAGCUAGAAUACCCUGAAGCGGAAUUACACCACAGUCCCAAAUGCGAGAUUCCCCAAGACGAGCAAACCGUCAUAGACCUCGGACUUCAACCGUCUAUUGAAAUGCCUGAUAGUCCGGCCAGCAGACCGGUCAACAAGCGUGUGGCAAGGUGUGUCUCCAAUACGGUAGAUUGGGAUGAGGAUUUGAGGCCCAGCAACGAGCCAGGCGAAGUGACGGCAUACCGGGGAAGCACAGAAGCCACUUCGGUCCCAUCGCCCUUACCUGGGGAUACCUAUACCUUCAAUGACAGCCACAAACCUCGUGGAGCCACGAGUGCGUCCAAAGGGAAGGCGAAACGGAAGAAGCCGUCGACAGGAAGACUUUCUACAACAGCCCAACGGACUGUGUCGAAGAAGACCAACCCGAAGAAACGCGGAGCUCCUGAGUCCGAUGAAGCGGGAAAGGACAAGAAGCUUGGAAACCGGCGAAAGAGGCUGAUUGUGACCCUGCGACAUGUUGGUAGCUCCCGUAGUGCCGGCACCGAAUCCCCUCGGGCUCUUCUGGGUGAUAAAGCGUCUGUUGAUGCUAUGUUAAGCCCUGCGGUUACAGAGAAGCACCUCGAAACUCUUUUGUCCGACAAGGAGAACAUGAACUCAAUCCUGUCUAUCGUUCAAAUACCGGGGUUUGACGGCAGUGACGGGAUAGAGCUCCAUCGUUCUGGCCUCCAAGGUGAGAGCAUUGAAGGCAUAAUAGCUCCUAUAACUCGCAGCCAAUCACUCGAAUGCCUUGGAGAGGGACAAGCUCACCCAGUUGAAGGGUCGUCCGCAGCAAUAUAUACGAUUGGUACGAUGACAGACAAAUCUCUUCACAACAAGAGUGAUGAACUCGAGAACUUGACAAGCAAUGACAACAGUCCUCCCAUACACCCCGAGUCAAGCAUGGCAUUCCUGGAGGACAGAAGCUGGAAAGCUCAAGGGAUAGGAACCGAGAUAAUCCAUCACGGACCUAUGUCGAUUGAGAGUGAUCCAGAGGGGAUUUCCAGCUCAUUAAGCACAUCACCGUCCGUGACAUCGGACGAGACUCCAUUGAGAGAGCAUCGUACCCAGUCGAGCUCUCAGGAGAGUCUAAGCGCAGAGGCUGUCAGUAUUUCCCGCUGUUCUCCUCAGAGGACCCCUAGAAACACAAUAGUCGAUACCAAUGGAAGCCCCCGCCUCCUUUCAGAAAAAUAUAAGGAACAUUAUAAGACCCAGAUACUUGUUCUAGACGACGCGGCAUCCCCGUCUGAGUUCUACAGAGGCCAUACGACCGGGGAAGGGCCAGCUUCCUUUGCUAACCGGCUGAAAUUAUGCGCAGCUAGAGACGACCGGCCGGAAAUAUCCGGACCUAUCCAGAAAACUGCCGUGCAGAAAAUGCUGUUGGAGACUAGCGAGUCCCUCAACCGCCACAUCGAGAGCGAGAACACUACUAUAAGCGAGGUGUUUGAGUCAUUCCGGAAGAGCUGCCAUGACAUGCUUGACCAGCUAUCAGAAGCCCAGGAGGCACGGAUUAGAUUAUGCCAGCAACAGAUGGAAGGCAUUCGCAAACAUCAUUCCAAGAUCUGCGAGGAACUGGUUCACCGGAUGGAAAGAGACGAGCAGCGAUUCCAGAAGCUCCUCGACAUCACUUAACCUUCUAGAUAUACUUUCAAGCGAUCUUGUAUAUGGCAUCUGACGCCAGCAAGAAGCUCACGAUGGGAGAGAAGCUUUGAUUCUACAUAUUCAGCUACUUGUGCCAAUUAGAGUUGACGAGGGUGAGGUGAUUGACAAUCUAUGAAUACCGCAUUCAUGCCCGCGGCCAACUCAAGUAAUGGAUUGUUUGUUCCAAAUUGAUUGAGUUCAGAGUACAUCUAGUCCGGAAUGCCAAUGCCUCAUGAAAGGUAUGCCUCAGUACCCGAAAUGGCAGGGAGCAGCAAUACCUAGGACUGCCUGGUUUCCAGAAGCGCAUGUUGUGAGCGAUCUUGAGUAUUGACUUUCCUGAACAAGCUCCCAAGCACGAGUCCUACAGCCGUCGCAGGUCGAUCGGACUUCCUUCCAGUAUCAGCCAACAAUGAGCAAAAUGGAUCAACG
Aspergillus japonicus CBS 114.51 is the source of this 2334-nucleotide messenger RNA. RefSeq lists its product as uncharacterized. The coding region runs from base 64 to 1896 and encodes 610 amino acids. The transcript is spliced from 3 exons. The record is from RefSeq and is a predicted model, not a curated record. Lineage: Eukaryota; Fungi; Ascomycota; Eurotiomycetes; Eurotiales; Aspergillaceae.